Messenger RNA from Arabidopsis arenosa, 1842 nucleotides. NCBI's taxonomy places the organism in Eukaryota, Viridiplantae, Streptophyta, Magnoliopsida, Brassicales, Brassicaceae. The record is from the annotation of a GenBank genome assembly.
AGGGCUUAGUGCGAUUUUGGUCUCUUCCUGUUGUUUUUCGCGAUUCUCUGCAUAAUUUUGUGGUUGGUGUGAGAAUCUUGGAAUUGGGAAUGGAGUCUCCGAUCAAAUGUUGCGACUGUGGAUGCGAUUGUUGUUCUUCCUCAGGUUCAUGGAUUCGAUCUGUGAAGAAGAGAAGACACGAUGAAUUACAGACCGAGAAACGCUUCUCCAUACCGGAGCUGGAUGACCUAGACAUGUUCUCUAAUCCUAGAGUCCAAAUCGAGAACGAAUGUGAAUUACUACGCGAGACUGUUAGCAAUCAACAGCAGACGAUUCAGGAUUUGUAUCAUGAGCUCGAGGAAGAGCGUAUUGCUUCAUCAACAGCUGUAGAUGAAGCACUGAAUCUGAUUGGGAAGUUGCAGAAGGAAAAGACUGAUAUGCUGAUGGAACUGACACAGCUUCAGCGUUGUGUUAAGGACAGAUUGACUUAUGAAAACGCAGAGAUUGAGGCAUUGGAAGCUGUGGUUUAUCAAAGGGAUCAGACGAUUCAGGCUCUUACAUUUGAAACUCAGGCUUAUAAGCACAGAAUGAUGAGUUUUGGGCUAACCGAGGCAGAAGCUGAUGGUGAGAGGAGCUUGCUUAGUCGUAACCCGAGCAUGGUCGACAUUAAUUCUGAAUAUGAUUUCCCUAUACAUGAUUACCCUUCUCUAAAGUGCAAUAUUAAUGAGAACCAAGAUCCUCUUGAGGCUGAUAUCUAUGUUGCAGAUGAUGAAAACUACCCACCAGCUGAUUCCCCUCAUGGACGAGAACAUUUAAAGACUUUGGAUCGAAGACUCAGCCAGAUGGAGACAUAUCCUAGCUUUACUCAGUUGAAUGGCGAUUCCCCGAGAGCUAGAGGGAGGGAUGUUUCAGAGAAGGUGAUGGUUGGUCAGAGUCCUAGGCGUCAAAGACAUUUUAGGAGGAUUUCCCCUACUGGUUCAAGUUCACACUUGGGAGCAUCUAAAGAACUAAGACCUGAUGUUUUUGUUGAUUUCCCGAGGUCCGCAAGCUACAGCUCUAAGAAAAUGGAAGAUGUCUCAUAUACGGAGAAUAAUAAUGCUAAAGACGACUCAUCGGAAAUAGGAGAUGACAUGAGUGAUAGAGUUUAUACCAUUGAUUCUGUCCAUCACAGCAGUGUGUCUCAUAGUGGUGGUGUAACUGAGCAGAAGCUUGAGGAUGGCACUUCUGAUGGCAAUGUGGUUUUCCCGAGAGAACACACGGAUCUUGGUGAUCCUGAUAUAACAAAACUCUACAUGAGGCUUCAAGCACUGGAGGCUGACAGGGAAUCAAUGAAACAUGCGCUUCUCUCUAUGAGGACUGAAAAGGCUCAAAUGGUACUGUUGAAAGAAAUUGCUCAACAUUUGUCAAAGGAAGUUGUCCCUCAACGGAGAUUGCCUCUACGUAAAGCAUCAAUUGCUGGAUCAUUGACUUUCACGCCGGUCUUUAAGUGGAUCACAUCUUUUGUUUCCUGGAAAAGAAAGGCUCGUCGAAGCAAAUACAUGUUUGGAAUGUCAGGAAACAACAUCGGCUUGCAAAUGCUUCUAGAAAAAGUCCCUCGGUCACGAAAAUGGCGAUGUCUUAGGAGCACGCAAGUGUGAAACAGAUCAAACCAUUUCAAGCAAACAAAAUCACUCUCCUGACUCUAGAAUUCGAAGCACAUAAUGUCAAAUACUGAUGGAUUGGAUUGCGAGGUAACAUUUGUGUGGCUUUCUUCAACUUGAAUUGGAUUCUCGUUCUUGGGUUGCAGAAAAAAUGUAUGUGAUGUGCACUUUUCAAUUGGUUUUCCCCAAUAUUUCAACUGUUGUAUAAAAGAAUUGGGUUGAA